AUUACGGUAAAUUUAUAGAUCCGUCGGAGUCUUGGUUGUUUGCAAACCCAAAGAGCACUGCAAUGUAAAUUUAUCAAGAGAAUAAUCGGACCGCAUACCGAAAAUAGCGCUGCAGAAACGCAGAAGACCUCCUUCUUUCAACUAAACUGACUUCUGGAAUGGCUUCUAAACCUCAUCCGCCUCUGAUGAAGAAACACAGUCAGACCGAUCUGGUGAGCCGACUCAAGACUCGCAAGAUCCUGGGCGUCGGUGGAGAGGAUGAUGAUGGAGAGGUGCACAGGUCAAAGAUCAGCCAGAUGCUGGGGAAUGAGAUCAAGUUUGCGGUUCGAGAGCCUGUGGGACUGAGGUUAUGGAUUCUCUUCUCUGCUGUGGUUUUCACAGUCAUGGCCCUUAUGGCCCUGGCCUUCCCCAACCAGCUGUAUGAGGUUGUAUUUGAUCAGGAGCAAACGGCCACCAGUGUCUCUAUACGCCUCUAUGGAGGGGCCAUUCUCAGCCUGUCUCUGAUCAUGUGGAAUGGCUUGUACACUGCUGAGAAGGUUAUCAUCCAGUGGACAUUACUUAGCGAGGCCUGCUACUUCGCCAUCCAGUUUUUAGUGACCUCCGUCACUCUGAUGGAACUGGGCUCCCUGCCAAACACUGCCAUCCUCCUCCUCCUCAGUCGCAUAUUCUUCCUCACCGUCACGCUGUCCUACUACUACCAUCUGGGACGCCGGCCCAAGAAGAUCUGAGAGCCC
Molecule: messenger RNA, 734 nt
Organism: Rhinichthys klamathensis goyatoka
Lineage: Eukaryota; Metazoa; Chordata; Actinopteri; Cypriniformes; Leuciscidae
Gene: tp53i11b
Product: tumor protein p53 inducible protein 11b
Exons: 7
Coding region: 159-728 (189 amino acids)
Source: RefSeq, a predicted model, not a curated record